AUGGCACCCAACGACCGUCUCUACACGGUUAACGCAAUCAUCAAGGACAAGAUCAUGGCAGACGGAACCAUGCGCUUCCGCGUCUCCUGGGAAAACUACGAUGCUGAGCAUAACUCCUGGGAGCCAACAUCCUCAUUCGAAACAUACGUAUCACUCCUGUCGGACUGGCUGGACCAGACGACAACCCAAAUCCCAGUUGCGGACGACAUCGAGCUCGUCAUCUCGGAGGCAUCAGAGGGAGGCUUCAUGGUCAAGCGAAUCGGCACUGAGCCACACGAGCACGAGUGGCUGCCGGAGCAAAUGAUACCGGGCAAUCUCAUUGACCAGAUGGAGAACUUCAACGAGGACCUUGAUACGAUCUCUGACACCAUGGAGACGGAUCAAGCUCCACCAGCUGCCAACGACCCCAGCAUACAAACGGCUGCCGCAACUACCGUACCUACUAUUGCAGCACCUCGAGCUGUCGUGCCUUCAAUGGCCUCGCCUUCAAAUUCAUCGCCCUCACUUGCUGCCACAACUCAGAAUGGAGACUCUGGUGACGAACCUUGGGAUGAUGACUCUACUCACCACGCGGCCCAAGAGCAGAACGAUGGAGACGAGGUCAUGGGCGCAACAGAGUCAGGUGUCCCCACAGCUAUGGAAGUAAUUCGAGAACAGGACGACAAUUCAGCAGCCGGCCUCGCCCUUGCGCAGAACGCAAAUGCCCAGCCUCCUGCUGAGCAGGAAGACAACGUCCCGGACAAUAUGCCAACAGACUUCAACAUGGUGUCAGCAGAUGACUACUUCGACUUCGAGACUGCCCGUGAGAACUGGCACCGCGAGAGAGUAGCGGCAGGUGUUACAGACACAGGCGUGUGCAUGGGCCAGCUCCAAGCCGGUCACACCGAAGAGACACACACCUGCGUGGACCCUGGCCACAACCACGCGGCGCUCUUUACGACAAGUUGUAAGCAGUGUGUCGCUAAAGCACACGGCUACUUUACACCAGAACACCGUCAGAUCUAUGACCCAGGUCUCUCUAUAGUCCUGCACACUGGCUGCAAUAUCGUGUGGCAGGACGUAGAAGGCCUCGACCACCUCUGCGGGUGCCAGUCUCUGCCAAGAUGCGGAGACUGUCACAUGAAGAAAGUGGCGGAGUUUGUCGGCAAGUUCCACGAGAUGAGGGCCAACGGGUACAAGGUGACGGAGUGUGUUCGAUGCAAGGCAGAGGUGCAAUUGGAGGGAGAAUUUGUCGUGCGCUGUGCCGUGUGCUUGGGUGUCAAGCGCUAA
Molecule: messenger RNA, 1269 nt
Organism: Fulvia fulva
Lineage: Eukaryota; Fungi; Ascomycota; Dothideomycetes; Mycosphaerellales; Mycosphaerellaceae
Exons: 1
Coding region: 1-1269 (422 amino acids)
Source: RefSeq, a predicted model, not a curated record